Messenger RNA from Spinacia oleracea (spinach), 1351 nucleotides. RefSeq lists its product as uncharacterized. NCBI's taxonomy places the organism in Eukaryota, Viridiplantae, Streptophyta, Magnoliopsida, Caryophyllales, Amaranthaceae. The transcript is spliced from 7 exons. The coding region runs from base 180 to 1049 and encodes 289 amino acids. The record is from RefSeq and is a predicted model, not a curated record.
UCUCAAAAAAAAGAAGAAAAAGAAGAAAAGAAAUUGUAGCCUGAGAGGUUUUCUUUUACCUUGAAAAGCCUCGAGACGCUGGGCGAUUAACUCGGAAAGGUUAGAGACUGGUAAAAAAAGCUAAAAAUGAAAGAAAGCAGGUUAAAAUAGAUGACAGCUCUUUAUUCCUCGUAUUUCUAAUGAAAAUGCGGCAAUCUCUUCAACCAAAUGCUUCACUCAUACGCAGUUUCUUUUCGCCCCCCUUUGCUCUGUGUUUAUUUCUCUCAUCUUCUGCAAAUUUAAUGGCUUCAAGUGGUGAGAAAUGUAGUUUCUGUCACCAUGUUAUGAAUGUACCCCAAAAAGGAUGGCGUCUGAGAGAUUCUACCUAUGCAAAGAUCUGUAUCCCGUGCUUCACUGCUUAUGAGGAUGGAUCUUUUUGCGAUAAAUAUCAUCACGACAACGAUGGAUGGAGACACUGUGAUGAAUGUGAUAUGCAAGUGCACUGCGGGUGCAUUAUGGGACUAAAUACUUAUGAAACUAAUGACACAUGUGGUGUAACGUGCAAAGCUUGCUUGCAAGAGAGUUCUGUGGUAUCAAGUGUAGGAGGCACGUCUUUUUUGGAUGAUGAUACCUGCAGCUAUAUGGAAAUGAGAAUUGGGAUAGAGCUUUUGUCAGAUUCAGCCACCGGGAACGCCUCUCCCAAUCCCGCCACCGGAGUCACCUCUGCUGAUCCCUCAACUGGGAGAACCUCUCCCGAUCCCGCCAGCGGGGGCGUCUCUGACUCUGCCUCUGCUGAUUGCGCCACCGAGGGUGCCUCUGCCAAUCCAGCCACUGGGGGUGCCGCUGCCGAACCAGCCACUGGGGGCGCCACUGUUGAUCCUGCCAUUAGGGACACCCGGUCUGAUCCCACCUCUGGGGGCUCCUCCGCUGAUCCCGCCAAAAAGGAUGCCCCCACUGAUCCCGCCCCCUCUGAUCCCUCCACUGGAGACUCCCCCUCGAAUCCCACCACUGGAGACACCAGUGAAGAUUUCGCCUUUGGGAACAGUGCAGAUUAUCACGACAGUACAUAGCAUUGGUUUUGAAUCUGCUGAAGUUCCUGGCUCGGGACAUACUGCAUAAUAGCUAGCUUAAGGGCCCUUGAAUCAUCUUCAGGCGUAUGCUUCUUUGUGCCGUUUGUUUCCCUGCGCAAAACAUAAAGAAUUAAAAACACCAGUUGGUGAAUAACUUUCUGUUGGCCUGGAAUGUUAUCUUUUAUUACUCCCUAUUAUGAUAGUCGACUCAACCAGUGUUUCUUUUUUUAGUUCAUAUGACAGUUGAAGUUUGAUGAACAUUGAAAGCUUGAAAUUUAAUUCUCGUUCUGUAUCGUUUUUUG